CAUUAUAUUUAAGAAAGAUGUAAAUCAUUGUAAGAAAUGUGGAUGAAACAAGCUUAAUUUUCAAAAAUAAAAAAUCAAAUGGUUACUAAAUAGACCUAAAUAGUUACUAAAUAGGGUCUAAACAAUUUUAUUCCCACGUGCAGAACUGCUUGUGGUUAUAUAAACAUAAUUUCUCAGCUGCUAUAUACAAUCACUGACCAUUAAAUUUCUCCCAAGUUGAAGGGUUUAAAACAUAAAACAUUACGACUUCAAGCUCCCGCUAAGUUGGGAAAAAACAAUGAACUAGAAGUUAUUUUUUAUUUUUAUUUAUUUAUUUUUUCAAAUUUUCUGUUUCAGAAUGGUAAUACAAUGUUUAACGUUUGAAAACAAGAACAAAAGGAAAUUUUACCAGUCUGAUUUCUUUUGAUUUUUAAAUAAAGAUGAAAAUCAUGAUAAGGAAUAUUAAACCUUCCAUCUCUGAAGCUAUUUCUUAACAUAAUCUGCAAGAAGAGAAGCUUACAGCAUUUGGUGAAGCUUAAAAGACGAUGGUCCAAUUGUCUCACCGUCUAGUCUAUGUAGCCUGGUCGUUGGACUAUUUCAACAACUUAUAUAGUCAAGUCAACACACACCUCCACCAACUAAAAGGAUGUCUUCAUCAUCUUCAUACUGAAACAUAGAGUUAUGAAUUGUAAAUUUACAGUACUAGAAAACUAACCUUCACCAACUACUCAUAAAAGCUCUACAUAACAUUCUUUGCUUUCUAUACACAAUCAACAACUUUAAUGUUUGAUAGGAGAAACCUCACAGUUCAAUGAAGCAAUUUUCAUUUUAGGCCCAAAAAAGGUUCAUAAUCUCCAUGGGGAAAAAUGUACAGCUCUUUGGCUCAAACCAGUGAGCUUGCUGGACCACUUGUAUUCGACUUUUGACUAAAGGCAAAAGUCGGAAAAUCUAGAAGUGAAGGAAAAAGCAAUAAAGCAUAAAGGCAAGAAACCCAAUAACAUUCCAACACUAAAGCUUCACAAGGAAUUCCCAAAAACAGUUCAAUCCAAAACUAGAACUAAGGUUCUCUCCAUGUUUGAUAUAUGACGUUAAAUGCAGGAAAAAACCCCCAUUUUUUCCCAUCUCUGUUUGCCCAACAGGUGUUUGUGAUUAUGACACACAGCCAACUCCCAAAUUCUUGUUCGCUCUGUGAAUUAGAGCCUAUGUGCUCUAUAGGCGAGAUGAAAGAUUAAAGAAAUGGGUUUCUUUUCUUUUUCCUUUUCCUUUAUUAUUAUUUUUUUUAGCCUCAUGUUUGUUCUAUUUUUCUUUUUAAUUCCUUAUGAGAGAUUGCAAACCAUCCACAAAAGUGAUAAAAAAGUGGGCAAGUGGUCACAGGAUUAAUGGCGGGUCUUUCUUUUGAAAAAAACAGCAGAAAGACCAAUAUGAAACCCACGUUCCUACUUAACAGCUUAACUGUCUCAAUAACUGCUACUGCUCUCUACCACCAUCUUCUCUGAUUCACUUUCUUCUUUCAUGUUCCAUACCCCAUAAACUUUUCUAACGUAAGAAACUUCUUUUUUUCCUUUUUGUUUCAAUUCAACUAAAACCCAUCUUCCUUUUGCUGAAACUAUGAAAUGGGGUAGGAGGAAACCGCACAAUCCUUCUUCUUCUUCUUCCACUUCUUCUUCUUCUUCCUCUAGGCCUUCUUUCAUGUCUAAUAUCUUGCCUGCUUCUUGGCUCUCAAAGCUCAAGCAAAAAAAAAGUAACCAAGAAGCCAGACCCAGAAAAGUAAAGGGAACUGAGAAGGGGAAUUCUCCUCGCAUUCAAUCGCCGGAUUAUGCAAAUGUGAUUCCCUCCCUUGGUCAAGCAAAUCGGAAUCACAAUCGAUUAUGUAGCGGAGAUGAUGGUGAAUUUUGGAAGCUAUCUUUUGGAGAAGAUGAUAUUGAUGUGAAGAAGAGUGGUGGAAUUUUGAGGUCAGUGUGGUACAACUCAGAGGAUGAGCAUGAUCUUCCACGUACAAGUUGUAGAAGCUGCAGAAAAAAAUGUUCAGAAUUCGAGGGAAAGGAAGAGAUUCAGAAUUUGGAAGACAUGGUUUCGAGGAUGACGAGGAGAAGGAGAAGGAGGAGAGAAGCUCCAACCCAAGUGAAGCUUUUGAGGAGAGAGAGUGAAAUUGAAUCAACAACUCCAAGGAGCAAAUACAGAGAAAAUGGGAACUUCAAGAAUUUGGGUAAAAAAGUUAUGGAGAAGAAGGGAUUUAAACCAGAGAGGGAGACAGAUAAAGCAAAGGAGAAAGCAAGAAGAUCAGUAGGGAAGAAAAUCUUGGGGGUUGAAGAAGAGUCUGGAGUUAGGAAGAAUGGGAGAGAGAAAACCAAAUUGACAAGUUCAAGGAAGCAUAGGUAUGUCCCUUCCACCACGUCUAAAAGUUCCAAUUUAGGAACUAUAGAAGAAAACUGUGUAUUUUCUUCUAUGAAGGCAGAGGAAAGUGAUGAACAUAAUAGCGUGGGGAUUGAAAUUGAUUCAGACUGGGAAAAGAUGAAGGAAUUGAAGAUUGAAGAAUUGAAGUUAAGAUAUGAAAAGCAAAGACAGCCACUCUACGUAAGGAAGGAUUCAAAUGAGAAGAAUCCAAAAGGCAGAAGAAAAAUCAGAGUUUACUCUCCUAGAACAGCCAAUAAAAUUGAGAUCUGCAAGAUCAAAGCAUUGGAGGAUAUGAAGAAAGCUAAGUUAAAGAUGAAGAAGAAGGUAAUAGAGAGCAUGGUGGACGACGAGACAGACUUGGAGAGCUUUGCAGUUGUGAAAUCUUCAUUUGACCCACAGCAGGACUUCAGAGACUCAAUGGUUGAGAUGAUCAUGGAGAGAAGAAUCAGUAAAGCAGAAGAGCUUGAAGAACUGUUGGCUUGUUAUCUCACGUUGAAUUCCGAUCAAUACCAUGAUCUCAUCAUCAAAGUAUUUAGGCAAGUAUGGUUUGACCUGAAUCAGGCUGCUUUAGAAUCUGAAUUACACAAGCAAUUCCCUUGUAGUGAACAACUUGUUUAGCUAAUAAAUUAACAGACAAAUGUAGUAAUCUUAUCUGUUGAAAACAUCUCAGUUCAUAAACUUCCAAGAAAUGUAAUGUUAAAUCACUGUUUUUCUUUUACAA
Molecule: messenger RNA, 3094 nt
Organism: Benincasa hispida (wax gourd)
Lineage: Eukaryota; Viridiplantae; Streptophyta; Magnoliopsida; Cucurbitales; Cucurbitaceae
Gene: OFP5
Product: ovate family protein 5
Biological process (GO): negative regulation of DNA-templated transcription
Source: RefSeq, a predicted model, not a curated record